AUGUCCACCGAACAACAGUCGCAUAAUGAUUUCAGUUCUCGAAAAUACAUUCCGAGUCCGGUCAUCGCAGUAUGUUAGUUUUUGUUCCAUUUCCCCGUGACGAACCGUGUAAACAAUACGCAUUUACGACACGCACCGAUUUCGCGUGCGAGCAAGAGAAUAAAAAUCAAAACUUGUACAUACUUGGGGCGAAUGUACAACGAUAGUUAUGAUUGAUGGCUUAUUCAUAAUAUUUUGUGCAUUAUAUAACAAUAAAUACGAUCAUAAAUAAUAUUAUACUAUAAAUUUGUAAAUUUUACUGUGUAUCGUUUUAUAUGUGUUUUCCAAACGUUCUUGAAAAUUGUUUUUGUCGUAAUGUCUGUGAGAUUAUACAAAACAUGUGUAAAGUAUUAAGCUACAUUUAAUUAACGCGAAUACCACAUUUCAUUACGGUACAGGUAAAGGUACAUGGUAACUAUAACAGUAUAAAGUAGUGAUUAAUUCGAAUUAAUAAUCGUUAUUCUAAGGAAAAUAUAAAAAAAAAAAAAUAAAAAUAUCUUUAUGUUUUGAACGAUUUUACUAUAGUUUUUAAUUCUGGGGAAACUAUACUUGUACAUAAGUUUUAAAAUUGAACGAUGAUACUUUUUUUCACGGGAAACACUUUUUAAGAUUGCAACACGAAAUCCUAGAAAAGUUUUAUUCAGCAACUUUUCAAAAUACGUAUAUGCAAUUGAACACGAAUAAUACUUUAGAGUGGUCAUCUUUUUUUUUUCAUGCAUAAUACGAGUUUCGUAUCGAAUCGGGUAUUUUUUUUAAAGGGUGCGCUGGUACGCGCAUAAACAAAGUAUAGAAAUAUACUAUAAUAGUAGGUAUACCUAAUAUACUGCAUAAAAUCGAGUUUAAUCAGUUAGAAAAAUUAAAAGUACCUGAAUAAUUCAUUUAGCGUGAUUGUUAACAUUAUAUGUUUCGCGGCGAAAAUAAUUCAUUAUUAUGAUUGGAAUAUUGAAUGUUUGACAGAAUAAAUUAACUUAAACUUACUAAGUUUUUGACCGCAACCCGGUCAUUUGUAUUUGGUACUUAUAUAAUUAUCCAAUACCGUGUAUACAUCGAAUUCGCCGAAUACCCGAAACUCGUAAGUCAAAUUUCUAAAUCGUAAAAUUAAAAAUUGAAAAUAGUAUUGAAUAAACGAUGUAUUCAAGUAGUGAAAAGUGAACAAAUUAUUUUAAUUGGUAAAGUCUGUCAUAGUUUUUCGAUUUUCGCGAUAAAUUAUAUAAAACCGACAAACGAUGUUUUGCCAGGAUACCAACGUUAGUACAUCAUAUAGAUUAUAAUGAAAUCGAAAACAUUAAAAUAAACUGAUAAAAACCAGAGUACCGGAGUUGCGUAUAAAUUCCCAAUGAGUCGAACGUUAUACGACUCUUGUUGACUGUUGUAUGUUUACUACACGUGUAAACUGUUGUUAAACGAUUGUAAAUUAAACGAUUAACAUUUGUUUAGCCGUUUGUUUUUCCAUAUAAACAAAUCGUUAAUUAAACACGAGAGUACGACAAAACAGCCUCCCGACACUUUUUUUUUUCUUUGCACCGAUCGGACUGAAAAUCAACCUUAUAAUCCCCGUAGCCAAACAAAUCGUUUAGCGAGAAACGCAUUCCAAAAUCCGCAAUCGUUUAUGAGACAGAUAUUGCGUACGGCCGGAGAGACACGUAUAGAAUCAUAAAGUAGCUGAUGUUAUUCAAUAAUUAUAAUAUUAUUUAUGAAUUUAACUAAAAAGCGUGAACCGUUAAAAUUUCGUUAAUAAGCCUCGUGCCCCGGUAAAAUUUAAUAGCGAGUAUACGCCGUUCCUAUAAUAAUAUGACCCCUAGAGUCCAUAAAUAAUUCAAUCAAACAACGUACCCAAGUGUACUGUAACAAAAUUUUAAUCACGCGCGUCCGUUAAAUCGUUAAAAUUAAAAUGAAUUGACCCAACUCGGCCGAUUUAUAAUGUAAUAUACGCACGCACGUCUUAUUUAUAAUAUAAUAAUCUCUCCGUGUAUAUACCUAACGCCUCGUGUUUUAUAUUACACACGCACACACAGAGCAGGUGAAUUUGUAUUAAAAAACCGAGGGGCAGAGCAUAAUGUACACCAUAUAUGCUCUUAGGAAUACGUUAAAUAAUAUUUAUAGGACAAUUAUUAUUAUUAUUGUGUUUACUACGCGCAUAUUAAGGUAUACGCGCUGUUAUACGCGAAAGAAUUUAAAUUCUAAACCCCUGUUCACCAUUUAAGACGCAAAACGUUUUAACUGAAUUCGUUUUGGAUACUGGACCGUAAGCCAUAUUCGUUUUACUAAGACGCGUUUUGUUUUUCUCUCAAACCGCUUUUUCGGUUAGUAAAUAAAACGCCUAUAGCCCAUAAGCGCAAAACAGAACCUAAACUUAACCAAAAAAAUUGAGAUGCCAUAAGCGAAAAAAAAUUACCUUUUUAACAAUUCAUAAACGUAAAAACGUUUUAAAAUAAAAGUAAAGUGUAUUAUAAAAAAAUGUGUUUUUACUAUAUGCCGCAUUUUUUCAUUAAUAUCAAGUUUCGCAUAGCAACAGAUAAUAUACCGGUGUUAAUGUUGUUGACUAAAUAUUUUAAAUUACUGUUUGUCGUGAAAAUUACAAUUUUCGACUCUUCGUCACAUAGCAAAAUGUUUCAUUUCUAUGUAGUAAUUUUUAAUUGUUCGAUGAGUUCGUUCAAUGGCUACAGGAAUUGUUUGCCGACGUUUUAAAUAAGUACUGUAUAGCGUUAUCUUAAAUGAUAAUCGACCGUCGUCGUUAUUUGUUACGAUAAAAUACGAUGCAAAACUUAAAAAUGAUGAUAAGUUAAAACUUAACAUCAACUGAACUCGAUCACUGUUGUUUUUGAAAUACAAAAAUACUGUAAUAUAUUUGAGACCUAAAUAUAAUGUGUGACAAAUUUUAUAUCGAAACUUGUAGUGCAGCGGAUACAAUAUUGUAUCAGGUAAUACAAUUUAUCAUAAAGUUAGUUAUACUUAUAAAUACAGUUUUGAACUUUUGAGGUAUCAAAAUAAAUUAAACGAGUUUGCGUAGUUGGGUAUCGCCGAAAAAAAUGCUACCUACGAUUUCGCCACGAUAGUAUAUGUUAAAAUAUCCGAAUUUCCUGAAAAGACGCUGAUAUACUCUAUAUUUGAAACAUUUUUCAAGACAGCUUUUCUAACAAAAAUCUAAACAAACCGACAAAAAGUGUUCAUCAGUUAUGGUUGUGUCGAUUUCUCGAUUACAGGUGCAGUAUACCGAGUUUCACUCCGAAACGCUAUUUAAUUGAAAUUAUUCAUCGUCGUUAUCAGUUGAUAAUAUACACUAAAUCACCCUAUUAUAGUUAUUACCUUAUACACAUUUACAACUUCUCAUCUAUAACAGUGACGAAGUAUGUACAUAGCUUUUUUUAUACAUGUAGCCUUAUAUUAUACGCUUUAAGUUGUAAGAUCACGAGGACAAAAAACGCGACUUUUGUUUCGAGUUUUUCACUUUCUCGCUUAUCCGAUGUAGAUGUCUGUCUUUUUUUUAGAUCCUGAGUGAAACGCGGAAUGUAUUAGUUUUACUACGAUGAGUGCUUUACUGCUUUACAUUUUUUAUUUUAUUUGUCUGUAAACAACUUUUCUACCAGAAAUCGUGUUCCGAACAUCCACUUAAGAGAGUCGGUUUCUGGUAGGAAAUUUUAUCUAGUUGAUGCAUUGUAAUAUUUAUUUUUCGAUUUUAGUUUUCUUAAUUGGGUAAAACCGGGGAAAAAACGUAGGAUAAAAGAGAAAAUGUACGCAAUAAUGGACUCAAAUUUUUUCAGUUUUGAUUUGUUUCGCUUAAUACUUAAAUUAGAAUUUGGUCAAGUAGUCCGAUUUUUAAAACAUUCUGGUGACUUUUAAAGCUUUUUAUAAUUUUUUAGCUAUAUCUAAGACAUCAUCUACGUUUUACUUACGACUAAAAGGAAAAUUUAAUUUCAAUUACGCAAUUUUUUUUUUUAUAAGCUUUAAAGUUCAGAUUGUAUUGAAAAACAUAAAAAUCACGAAAUAAAAAAUAUUUAAGACGUGAACUUUGUUUUAUUCGUAUGUCCUGCAAUACGACGUAUGAAUAUACUGGAUUACUUUCGAUUGUAUAAUUGCGCAUAUUUAUUACGUUCUAACAAUAAUAGCAAAACACUACGGAAACUGCAGUUAUAGUCGGUGUCACACAUUCACGCGCUUAUUCGACGAGGUGGAAGGUCGAGAUGAUGUUUUAGUUACUAGAUAGGUAUAAUAAUAACCGGUAUAAUAUUAUUAUAGUGACUGCGAAUCGAUAGAGACGACUUAGGGGAACUUAGGCGACGGCAACCCACGGCGGCGGCCCGGCGACAACGGUGACGUAGAAAUGGCAGAUGCGAAUGAAUGAAUCAUUAAAUCGGACAAAAUUGGUAUCUUCUGUGGUGUUGACGUUUCGGGCGGAGCAAUGACAAUGACAGACGGGAAUCUCUGCACUUCCCUGCAGUUCAAUUUAAAAAAAAAAAAAACUUUUUUAACGAGCUUCUUUUCAGCGGGGGAUAAAAAAAAAACGUUCUGAAACGACUUCGUGGCAAUUCGAACUAUUAUUUUUUUUCUUUUUCAUUUAACAGCAAGCGAUAGCGGAACGAACGGGUACCUUUAUAAUAUAAAAGCGAGAGAGACGAAACGGGAAAAAAACUGCUUGACACUGCCGUUGACAUACACUCCGCUGCAGUAUAAUAUAUAUUUUUAUUUUUUUUUAAUUUAUAUUAUUAAAAACUCGAGGGACCUCCAAAAAAUACGUAUCCUGUAUAUAUCCAUUGUCGGUAUCAGACAUGAUGCAAUAAUCGGUGACCGCCCUCGUAAAUAAAAAUUAAACCGAAAUUUAAUGACAUAAAUGAUUUUAUGACAGAAAAAAUAAGAACUGAUACUGUUGACAGGUGUACCACUAUUGUAUGCAAGGAGUUGAAAAGUAUAGGUUACACUAGAGUUGUUUAAUUUAUAUCUGUACGAAACGUAAAUCAUUGCUAACGAAAAACGAUUCUGAGAGAAGUUCGGUUAUGAAACACAUAUUUCGAAAUGCCGUGAUUUAUAUGAUUUUUUUUUAUAAAAAUUGAAUUUUAAAAAGCUUAUAGAAAAUUAAUUUCUGCAUUCCACUCGAAUUCUUUUUUUUUACCACUGUUGAAAUAGUCAGAAUAUUUUGAAAUGUUCACCCGGCUCGUAAAAAGCUAAUAUGAAGAAUUCUGUUUUUUUUAUAAUCCGGUCUCAACGAUUAUUUACUAAAUUACAACAAUAAUAUAAACGAAAUUACGAAAACGGUUAGUGUGUGCAUUUUCUGUUUUUCCGGAUUACCAAUAAGAAAAUCAAAAAAUUACUUUUCUUACACAAUGACUGGUCAAAAGUUUGUUUUUAAAAAACACAUAACACAUAAAUAACGGCCGAAGCAACGUACUGGUAGAAACGAGUCUGGUGAACUCUGAAAAUUGAUCCGGGACAAUUUCUCUUUGUAAUCUAGUCGAGGCUAUUUAUCGUUCGGUAGACGAUUGACAAAUGUCCAUCAUAUAAGUAAAUAACAAUUACGGUUUACACGACACGUUAAUUAUGAAAAAAAUUAAGCUACUCAAUAUAACGUCAAUAUUACACAACGUACGAAUGAACGGGAACUCCGAGUACUUUUAUUUUCACUCGUCGUCCGCUCAUUUUUUUUAACGUCAUUGUCAAAAAUGCCUCCACAAGACUCGCGUUGAACUAUCUCCGUCCCCCCGUGACUCCCACUCGUAAAUAUCCGAUUGCAUUUAUUACUUUGACCGUACCGUACCGGUCGUUGUACAGGAAAUUUUGUGAGAUUCGUCUCGUUCAUUCGCGGCACCCCGGACGAAACGCCGCGAUCGUAUUCCGAUGCGUCUCCCGGGAACGCAGUCGCCGUCAUUAUAAAUAUUACAAGGCCGACCGUGUUAUUAUUAACGGACGCCGCGGAAAUGUUAAUUCCAUUCUGCGUCCGGGUAAAAAAAACCGCUCGGCGGCGGCGGCGGCGACGGUCCUUUGCGUCGUCGUCGAGCCGCCGGCACGAUGAAUCAAAAUCAACGUCUGUCGUCGGCUCGCGGAACGCGUGUGCGCGUGUGUGUGUGUGUGUAUGCGCGCGUGUGUGCGCGUGUAUUUGUGCGCACGCGAGCGUAUACGAGUGUUGUACAACUACGCGGCGGCAGUGCGGCCCCAUUAAUAACGCGUGUCCCGCGCCGCGUUGCGCUCGUCAAUAUUUAACGAACUUUACGUGUGUAUACGGUAAGUGUAUAAUACGUACACCGCGCGCGGCCUUUCGCGGCCCUGCACACUGUCGCCGCCGCCUUUUCGCGACUUUGGUUCUGCAGCGCGUACUCGCCGCCGUCGUCGUCGUCGUAUUAUUAUACGGUCCGUCUAUUAUCGGGUCGCGGCGCGGCAAAGACGAUUUCGCGUAACUCUUCCGCGCGCGCGCGCGCAGCACCGUAAUACCGCGUGCAACGCUGCCGCCGUGUAACGUGUACGUACACGAACAUCUACACGCACGCGCCGACAACGGAGACCGGAAGACGGCGAGCUGUGUGUGCCGCGCGUAUAUACCGCCGGCGUCCUCCGAUCUCCGCGCCGCUAUAUUACGUCCGUGUACACGCAUACGCGAGAGUAAACACACUGCACGGUCACGAUUAAACAUUUAUUGUGUUUGUUCGGAAGCAGAGUGUAGCGGCGGCGGUCGUGUUUGUAGAACGCAGAGUGUAUUACGCGCGCCGCGACCGUGGUACGAUGACGGCACGGUAGCGUACCACCACGGGGCACGGGGUUAGCGGUAUGCGGAGCACACGGUUCGUCUCGCCGUGCUCCGCCGUUAUUAUAUUAUGUAGAAGCGCGCCCCGUAAACACGCGCACACGCGCGCGCGCGCCGGGCCUUUCGCUGCACGUCCCGCAAUGUCCGGCCCGGAAAAUGAACAAUUUGUUUGCCGGGCCGGGGCCCCUCACCGCGCGAGCGAACCGCCCCGUCCGCCCUUCACCCGCGUCGUAAACCGAAAUCGCAUCAAAUCCGCUCGACGACAGCACACCGCGCCCGCAACCCGCGCUGCGCGCCGUGCCCACCGCCCGCGAGCACUACAACGAAUCCCAUGCACCGUCCUUUUCCCCGUCCGUCCGGCGGAGGGGCGGCCCAAGGUCGAAACGCGGUCGUUUAAAAGCGGUAGCCGACCGUAUCGUCUUUACAUAGGUAUUAUUAUUAUUAUUAUUAUUAUUGUUAUACCGCCGACACGGUUGCGGUAGUCGCGGUAUAUCCUACCGCUGUAUCGCGACGCGGUGAUUGAUAGACGGCUAAAAGUCACUGCCGGCGCACGUCCUAUUUUCUCGGAGUCCGGCACAAAUGGACGCGGUCGGCCGGGCGCGAAGAACAUUCGGACCCCGGACUAAAAAUUAACAAAUUAGCGAUUGUGUCAAAUUAUCGGAAUAACGUUGAGUUUUCAAUCUUAGCAAAAAUUAUUUUCCCGUUGACAUUUUCUUCCAAUAAAUGUGUUCGAGAUUCGGCUAUUGAAAUAAAUGUCUUGCAUAGUCAAAACCUAAGACCUACAGCAAAGACCUUUUAGUAGAUGAAAAAUCACGUCGGUUACUGGUCAGUAGUAGAAACAAUAGAAGGCGUGAAAUGGAAAUAGCCACGUUGCGGUCGUCUCGUAGAUUAUAUUUGGUUGGCAAUAGUAAUUCGUUUAUCAAAUUUCUCAUCUCUGACAUCUAUAGCGAUAUUAAAUUGUAAUAAUACAUUGAAUAAUACAUAGUUAAAUGUCAUUUUUCGCACAUACAGUAAUAUAAAAAUAUAGUUACCAGUAACCUAUACUUAGAAAUAUUGGAAAAACACCCGUAUUACGAAAGUUUAAAUAUUUUUACCAUCAGUCAAGUAGCGAUUUUCUAUAUAUAAAGAGUAAAAAAAUUCGUUUGACGUGCAGAUAAGCCAAUGUGAAAUAAAAUAAAUCGACGAGUUUCUACUAUAUUAUAUAACAAUAGGUAGGUAUAUACGUGUAAUUUUGAAUCGUAGUCGUUUUACUUUCGACGAUAAUCGUAUCAAUAUUCUAACGUUAAACGUGAUCGGUAUAAAAUAUUUAAAUUAUUCGGCAAAAAGUAACAACUGAGCAAGCACAAAAUAAAACUUUCGGAAAAAAUAUCUAGGCAUAACGAAUAAUUCAAAAAAGCGAGCAAAAAGAAUUACAAUAUUUCAAAGCUAUACACUCGUUUCAUUGAAAAUUCGAUUUUUGGAAAUGAUACUGCAAAGGGUAUCUUUUUAUAGGAUAGCAAUAAUUAUUGCAUAAUGUAAUUGAUUAAUUAUUCGUUAUUACGCUGUACGUAUUUAUUUAAACCGUCUCGAACUUUUUUAUUCGCAAAUUUCGAAAAAGAAUGAAAUAAUACAAUAAACUAAUAAUACUAAUGCAAUCAACACCUAAUUCAAUUAAUAAGACCCUCAGGACUCAAGAAGGUGUAUUAUAUAUUGGAUGCGACUUGUCCGUAAUACUCGUACUAUAAUAAAUGUAUAAUCAAAUAUAAUUAUAAUAUUUUUCAUGGUGUACACAUCAAGUGUCAACACAUCAAGUAAAUAAUACUAAUUGAAUAUUAAUUAUAAUAUAAUAUUUUAAGUUGGGUAAGGGUGCACAUCUCAACAUCUGUUUUACUAAAGAAUUUGAUUGAUAUAUCACUAAUAUCGGGUUUACAGUUUAUAAAUUAUAAAAAUUUAAAAUUUAGACUAAAGAACUAAGGAAAAGUAACAAAUUCAUAAAUUCUAAUGACCUUUCAUAAUUUAAUUCAUAACCCAUAACAACUCCACUCCUCUAGUUUAAACUUAUAAAAUUAUAACUCUUAAAUUGCAAGUUCGAUAUUAUAAUGUCAGAUAAUACUAUAGUAUUACACCUAUUAAUAUUAUUGGACAACUAUUCUCUAUUUAAAUCUGUAUUUAAGAAAGGCAAUUGCUAUUUUUAAAUCCAAAUUGUAUUCUAAUUUUUACAGGAACUCCCAUAAGGAGUAGAGUUGAAAAUUUGCAAAUUGUGAAAACUUAAGCUUAAAGGAUUUCAUAAAUAUUUAAAAAAAAAAGUAAUGAAAUUAAUUGAAAAUCCUUCGAGAAAAACACUAGUUUUUAAUAAGUGAAUUAUUACCUGUAUUAUUUAUAGUAUACUACAACAAAUAUGCUUCUAUGUUUCCAUUCAAGUGAAUACAACUUUUUUUAAUGAGUUAAAUUUGAAAUAUUUUUUUUCGAAAAGAAGUUGUACUCUAAUGUUGAAAAAACGAUUAUUUCGUUUAUUUCGAUUAAUUUGUGAAAUAGCUACCAAAGAUGUUAGGACGUUGGGAUAACGAUUAUGCAAAUAGUAAAUGUAAUUUAAAUAUAUAAUUUUCAAAGCACUAUUAUAAUAGUUUUUGACUAUUUAUCUAAUGUUAGAAACAUUCGUUAAGUAUUUAUAUUGUAUUCUAAAAAUUAAUAUUGCAAGUUCAAUGCAAGCUGUUAUUUAAUUUAUUAUCUCGUAGCGGUUAUACAAUUUCAGAAAUCGUGAAAAAACAAUUGGUCGUAUAAUAAUUUGAGUUUGCUUAAAAAUCGAAUAUAAAUAUCUUGUAUUUAAAAUACUUAUAUUUGAUUUUUAUCUUGUAUUUAAAAUGAUAAAUUCGUGUAAAUGUUAAAUAUUUGAUAUUGAGUUGUACAAGCAAGACUUAAACAUUAUUUUUCGAUUAAAAAAUAAUAAGUACUGACUUUCGCUCUCUAAUCAUGUUUAAAUAAUGAAAUCAUAAUUACUGAACAUAAUGUUAAUUGCUAAAAUUUUCUUUCUAACACCUAGGGUUAUUGUGUUUGAAAUGUAAUGCAAUUAUUUUUACACCUAAGUUGUAAAAUUAUUUAGAGGUGAAUAUAGAUUUUUAAUUUAACUUGGAAAUAUACGUUGCUGACGUAAAAGGUUCUUUAAGUAUUAUUAUGACUUUAGUGGCGUUGAGCCUUUAAUAUAUUGCACCUUAAAAUCCCUUGACGAAUAUUUAUACUCAGAUACUGAAUAUUAAGUGUCACGUUUUGGAACUUAAACAAUAAUAUUAUUAUUAUAUUAUAGUCUCAUAAGCAUGGCUGUUGACGAAUUUCCCCGUUGCAUUAUAUUACGAUCACUUUUAUGAUAAAUAAAGCCCGUUGAAUUUAUUUUAUACUUGAUGCAAGGUAAGGUCACAUUGUAUAAUAUUCCAAAAAUAAUAAAAGUAAAUUAACUUAUUAUUACGUGACUGAAAUAAUAUUGUUUUAAUACCUAUAACCCACUUACACAAGACUAUAAUAAAUACGAAAUCCUCUUCACUGUUAAUAUUGUGCGAUGAUAUUAUAUUUUGCGCAAACGAAUGUGACGGAUAUCAUCUCUAAAGGUCAAGAGUGUAAGUUUAUUUUGUAAUAAUACAAAACAUGAGAUUUAUGUUAUUAUUAUCUGCAACCUGUACAGUGACUGAAAACAUUUUAAAAAAUAAUUUCAAAAUUAAAUUGUCUAUAAGGUUCGCCCACCUAUAAUAAUAAUAAUAAUAACACGCUUAUUUUAAUAAUAUUAGUACCUACCAAAUCAUUUAUAGAAUAAUUAACGUUGAAUUUUUAAAUAUCUAUAGUAGUUUGAUACUAAAUUGUUAGAAAUUUAUUUUUAAAUUUAAAUAAUCUUUACGUACAGAUUACAGUAUAUAUAUCUAUAUCUAUCUGUAUACACUAGUAACUAGUAAAAAUAUCCAGAUCCAUAAUAACCGAGAAAAAAAUAUCCAGGCCAAAAAAAUUUCCGAGAAAAAAGAACAUAAAAAUAAAAAGCUGAUACUGCUGAUAGGUGUAGUAUUAGGUGUUGUAAGUGAGAAGCAAGUUAGGAUACAUACGAUUUUCGUCAAAAUGUAAUCUUACAUCGUUUAUUUUUUUUUGUCUAUGAACAACUUUUCUCAACCUUACCUUACAUUUAUUUUCGAUUAAUUUGCUCCAUUUACUUCGUCUGAAUAAAGUAGUAUUUAGUAUUCAAAUAUUAUAAAUUUAAAAUGUAUAUUAGUAUUAACACUACGCUGUCAAUCCGUAAUUUUUAUCCUUAUCAUUUUGGAAUAACUGUGCCCAUCCCACGUUAUUUUUAUAGCGAUAUUUGUUUACACUAAAUAUUUAAAAAAAAUUACUCAGAAAAAUGCAAUAAUAUUAUUUUUACAAAAAUAAAUGAUUACAUUUUUCGGCGAGACAAUUUCUGUUAUUCAUUGCAUCAAAUAUCUCAUAUUUGCGUUUAAGAACUUUGAUCGUUUUAAUAGUGUGUAUUUAUACACGUUGUUUUUAAGUUUAUGUUUAAAAUGAACAAUAUAUAAGUACGAGUAAAAUAAUACAAAACACUUGCUGCAGUUAUGUCACAAGAAUAAUAUAAUGUACCAAGUGCCCUUAUUCAGUAAAACUUUACCCCCUAUCCUACGCAAGUAUAAAAUGACCCACAUUAGCUUGUCUUUGAAUUGUUCCAAAACUUAUUUUUAAUGUAUAUAUAUACACGAGUUUCCUUUGUAAUAUGUUCGCAUCAUAUUCGCAUUGUAUUAUAUCCUUUAGAAUUCUCACACUCGGCUAUAAUAUAAAACUUUUAUUUAUCAAAUACGAAUUUAUUAUUUGUCGCGUCCAUAUGCUGUCACAGCAGCAAUUUUUUUUUUUUUUUUUUGUUAUUCAAACAAAAUACAUACAUUUCAUUUGUUCCGUUUUUAAAUCGAUAGUAUUGAGUGGUACGAUUCUAGUAAUAUCAGUGAUUAUUAUUUGCAACAAUAUUUAAAAAAAAAAAAUUAUUUACAGUAGUAAAAAUACUCAAAUAAUACUCGAAUACAAAUAAAUACUCGAAUAUAUAUAACUGAAUUGCUUAACGUCCAAUACACACAUGUUUAGAGUGGUUAAAUCGUUUUAAACCGAUAUCUUACAACCGUCUAAAUAAUUGUUCAAACUAAAUCUAAACUUAACUCGCAGUAAAUUAUAGAUUAUCUUACCUGUGAUUUUAUGAAACUUAUUAAUUGUACUUAUUAAAAUGUAAUAAUUACGAAUUUCUGUUUGUCUUUUUUAAUUUGUAACUACAAAAUAGUUAAAAUAUUUUAUGCGUUUUUAAAGAAUUUUAAAAUACACUUGAACACAAGCUGUAGAUAAAAAUAAAUUAAAACACUACUAUAGAAGCAUUAAAACAAAAACAAAAAAAACAUUGACAAUUUAAAUAACUCGAAAUUUUCAGAAUAUAUUGAAAAUUGUACCAUAUACUUAUGUGAUGAAAAUUUAAGGUUUUUACGAUUAUUUUUAAACGAAUUACAAAUAAUAAAAACAAAAUCAAAAUAACAAAAACCAUUAUCGCCUAAAUAAUCCUGUUUUCCAGACGUUUUUUCCAGGGAUUUUUUCAUUUUUCGAAUGACCCGUCAUUGCUCGCAUGUGAAAAAUUCCCUCACAUAGUUUUUAAGUUGAGAACUACUGUCUUGCUAUAGUUAUAUCUUCUCUGAAUUUAAAGGGCCCUAAAACAACCUAUUUAAAAAUAGAUUUAUUGAAAAAACAGUGAAUUUAUCGGUCUGAUUAGGAGACAUAAGUAAUGUUGUAUUCGGAAAGAAACAAAUCGUAUUGUGCGAUCAAACUCUUCUAUAAAUGAGGUUAGCAAAUCGCGCGAAUAAUUGUGUUCAAAUUAUGUGUCUCAACACAUUACACAAUGGGUUAAGAAUACAACAAAGAAAAUCAAAAAAUUAACCGCCUCAGUGCACUAAUUAUAAACAUAAAGGAUAAACCCCGGGAGUUUUCUGGUAUAUAAACUGUUUUCAGACAGAAAAUAAAAUUUAAAAAAAAUUGAAAAAAAAAAAUCGUAUUUUUCGUCUUUUUCGGUUUUUCUCAAUUAUUAUAUAAACUACUUUAGAUAAAAACAAAUGACUUUCUCUGCCGGUGGUUACAAUAUAUUAAAAUGAACAAAAUCAAUGUUUUGUAAUUUUUAGAUUAAAGCGAUAUUUUCGGCAGAACAUCGUGAACAAAAAUUAAAAACAAAGGCCACGGUACGCCGUAAAUAUUUAUCUAUAAUUUUCUUUCGGGUUUUUCAAAAUUAUUUGAUAACCCAUUUGAAAAUCAAAAAAUGACCCGUUUAAUGCAUCAAAUUAAUAAAAUUGCCUUUCAGAAAACGUGCGUUUUAAUGUAUACAAUGUAAUAUAUCGGAUUGUUGGAGACUAUUUUUAUUAGAAAAGUUAUUUACAGACAGAAAAAAAAAUCCACAUCAUGGUAAAUAAAUCAAUAGACCCCUCGCUACACCACAAAUCUAAAAUCGAUUUCGCUACGACGUUCCAGUCGCCUCUACGGUUUUCACAUAGAAAUAUAGAACCUACAGAAUCUUACUAAUAACUAAUAAGAUAUGUUUUAUAAAAAGAGAAAACGUUUGUUUGCAUACGUCAGCGAAAAUCUCGAGAAUCACUUGACCGUAUCCGACGAUUCUUUUUUUAUUCGUUCGAUUCGUAUUGUCGUCACCGGACGGCGACGUUCUCGUCGAAAUCGGUUGAGAUCCCGUACGGUCGCUAAUACAAAACAUCAACACACGGCCAACGUACUGUGCGAUACAACUGUGCGAUUAAACUCGGUAUUAUUUUGAUGGUCGGACGAAGGCUGCGGCGAACUGGCGGGUAGAGGGCGGAGCGGGUGUGCAAACCCGGUAUAAUGUAAUAAAUAAUAAUAUUUUUUUUUACGACGCGCUGGACAACGCGUAUAUUUCCAUAAUUAUAUUAACUUUAUUGUACAAAAUAUAAUACUUUAAUAUAAAUAAUAUUAUGUGGUGUUAUUUUUUUGUUGUCGGCGUAAAACGCGUCAGCCGUGUCGUUUCGUACACAUGCCAGUCAUACGGGUAGCCGCGUACGCGGCUGUAAAAUGACAAUAAUCGUUAUUCCGGACGAUCGGACCGAUGGCUACUCGCCACGGCGGUAACGGCCACGGUAAACGUCGGUAUUAUAACAAUCGAUUUGUGUAACGACGGUGGCGGUGCCCGGAACGUGAUCGCCGCGGCGCCGGGCGUCCAUCGGGUGCGAACGAUAAUGACAACAAAAUAGCAUAACGAAUUAUUAUUAUCGUCCGGAGCACGGCGGCGGCGCGUGGGUGUCGGCCGGUGGCGGUUUUCGGACGGCGUGUAGGAGGCGGCGGAGAAGAAGGCGACCGCAAUAACGACGACACAUCGGCACGACGACGGCGGCGGCGGGGCGGGCACGGGGGUCGGCGGCGGCGGCGGCGGCGGAGGCGAUCGCGUCAUGCGUGUCGCGUCUGUCCGCGGGGUCACGCCGACGCGCGUCGUCCGUGAGCCGACCGGAUUGGGCUAAUCCCGCAACGUCGUAUAAGCGGCCGUACGCAUUCGACGACACGAACGCGCGCGCAUGCACACACGUCGCACACGUGUCCGACGACAAUUAUUAUUAUUAUUAUUAUUAUUAUUGUUAUUAUAUCGUAGUCGCCGUCCCGUUUAUCGCGGCGUGAGAGAGAGGGGCAGUGUGCGGAGGGCAAAGCCCGAGGAGGAUCGAGGCGAAGGUCCGCGUCCCGGGCCGCAAGUCCGGCGAUGAUUCGAAAACCCCUCCACGCACCGUCGGCCGCCGACGGCUGUUUAAAAUAAUUCGAACGACAGUACGGUAUUAUCGGACGUACGUUUCGCCGACGCCGCGCCGUCACGUUCGAGUUUUAUCGUUUUCGAAAUGUGUUCAUUAAUUUGUGUUCCGCAAACCACCCCAUCCCCCGUCCCUGUGCCGGUCUAUUGCGAAACUCAAAUAUUCGUACGAAUAUUCGCCGAGAAACCGUCGUCGUUUUUAAGGGGAGGGGGAGGAGACAGCACGAACGAUGAAAAUGCCCGCGCAAAUCACCCGCUGCAAUAAUUAUCUGCGUGGGAAAUCUAUUGAAAAUUCUAAACGAGCGGUCGAUAAGUUCGUUCUGUAAACGAUUAGAUUAAAAGGUCUUUUUGUUUGUUUCGCGCGAAAAGAUUUUCGCCAAGACCCAGACAUCAAUCGUCACCGCAUCUUAAGGGGUUUUGAUUCUGUGUUUUUCCAUCUUUGCCAAACACACGCGCAACUUAGGAAUUUAGACGCGUUAACAUUCCGACGUACGGAUUGAUCCGAUGAAGCGAUGCUAAUUCUGAAAACAGCCGUUGAAUUUUUCGUCGAGUUUACUAUCGAUUUUGCCGCAUUUUUCUUGGAUUUUAUCCUUCUUAAUCCUACAGAAAUCGAAUCAAAUUCCUUAAAUUGAUUAAAAUCGAUCUCGUCACUCUGGACUAAGGAAUAUUUGUAUCGCUUCACACUCGAUUGAUCGGUACACGCCCGAAUGAAAACACGUCUAAUAAUUCCUGUGCGGCGAACGAGCGUUAUAGACGAAUCACGGCUCCAAUCUUCUUAAGGAAAUUUAUAAACGAGAACGUACACAGUUUAAUACGUAUAUAUUUUGUACGGCGAUUUCGAUUCCCGCUAAUAUUGUUCUUCUGGACUGAUGCUUUUUCUCAUAUUUGUGUCUUGCCAUAUCGAACUCAUUUCAACUCUUCAUCAAAAAUGAGUACAGACGUUCGGAAAACAAUUAAAACCGUUUGUAUCGUCCUCUCUUAUAAACUGACACACAAGUGUGCUGGAAACGCCCGAAACAUUUCGUUAACUCACAAUGGAAUGUAACCCAGUAUUUCGAUUUGAAAUCAUUUGCUAGUAAGCCGGAAAACGAUUACAUAAAAACAAAUCGCGUACAAGUACGGUGAAAAUGCCCGACCGAAAGAACCGGGAAAAUAGCCGGUGCCACGGUACAGAAAAAUCGAAUCGCGUAACUGCGACGUGGCGUACAAGACGUUCGGCCGUCGCAUAAUGAAUAAUCCGAUUUCGUCAUUACGCUCCCGUCUCUCUCUUCCCCCUCACCCCCCCCCCCCCCCNCGCAUAAUGAAUAAUCCGAUUUCGUCAUUACGCUCCCGUCUCUCUCUUCCCCCUCCCCCCCCCCCCACGGUACUUAUUUCUUUCGUGGCGAUAAUAAUCGCGCGCCGCAUACACACACGAACGUAUCGUUGCGUCACUAACACUGUCAUCGUGCACACGGUAUCAUAUCGCAAAAUCCGUGUAAUGUACUAAAAAACGAUAACGUUUCGAUAAGCAUUCGCGUACGUGUCUUACGCGCGCGAUUCGCAGAAACCCGGGCGUAAGACGCGAUCGUGUUCUCUGUGCGAACCGAAAACAACGACACGAUUUCUCCCUUCGCGCCCCGACAACACAAUAAUAUUAUGUCAUCCGCUGACGUCUCGCAUAAUAUUUUUUUUCCGCGCGAUUCCGCAUAGACGCAUUAUGUGUUAAUAUUGUCGUAUUACUGUCGUCGUGUUCGCCCCGGGGUUUUUUUUCCCCGUCGACACCAGCCGCCGCGGGAUUUCGAAACAAAUCCUGCGUCGGACGACAAUAAUACGCGGCCCCGGUCGUCCAACAGGUGUCCGUUUCCUUUAUCUCUUUCCCGUCGCGCCCGCACUGCCCGUACAUUAUAUUAUUAUUAUUAUAGGUGCAGCAUGCUCCCGGAAUUCGAUUUCGACCGGAGUCGCCUCCUGUCCCGCGUACGAUAUACGAGCAGACGGAUUCUACGAGCGUAUUAUAUUCGCUGUGCGAUUUGCUAAUAAUUGUGGCGAACCCCCCCCCCCCCCCCCUCCCGUACAUAUCGAGACGGCCGUGAAAUCCGCAACCUCGACGGAUUUACGAUCGUGAACGCAAUCGAUAUUCAUCUGUGGGCUCAAUUUACCAACGCCCCACAGUCCACAGAUGGACACCGAUUGGGUCGAAACAAAAUACUGACAACGAGACUAUAUAUUAUUAAGAGAACAUAUUAUGACGAAGUACAAUAAUAAUAAAAUUAGUGGAAUUGACUUGAUUAAAAUAUAAUACUUAAUGCAAAAUUAUUUUAAAUUGAUUUAUUUAGUAAUAUUUUGUAUUGAUUGUUAAUUUACAUUAAAUAUUUCAAACCGUGAAACGACACUGCACUGGCGUACCUAGAUUCGUCUUAUAGAGGACGGUGAGCGGGGAAGGUAAAAUUGAAGGAUGCGAUGUGUUCAGACAAUGCAUUAGAAAAAAAAAGUCACGUGAUAACUGCACCAAUGUUAUUAAUAGAUUUGGCUAAAGGGCGUUAUACAUUUUUUAAUCGAUAUAUUAUAUUUUAUUGUAAAAUGCAUUUCAAUUCAUAAAAUAAGCAACUUUCUUUUUCAAUCAAGAAUCCUCCCCCCAUCCCCGAUAGCACUAUCAUUUUCCGUUUUGAAAAGAUCAACGGUUUGAGUGAUGUUAUGGGUUUUUUACCAUUCUUAAAAUUUCGAUUACAUUAUUUUUUAUACUAUAUCUAUUCUGUGGGCUGUGAAAAUUGCGCAAUACAAAACACCAAAAAUAAUGUUCGUGUAUUGUUUUAUAAUAAAAUAAUAGAGGAAAAACAAAAUUAUCGAUAUAGUUAAAACUCGUAAAUAAAUAUAUAAAUACAAAAUGUGUAUACAUAUACAAAUAAAAUAAACAAAUGAAUCAAUGCGUCGUCUGGAGUAUUAUGAUAAGUGUAUUGUACGGCCGAUUUCGAAUUAAAAAUUCAUUGUCAGAUAUAUCACAGUCAAAAUGUAAAACGCGACUGAAUAUAAAAAAAUUAAAUAUAAGAAUACAUAGAAAAAAGUAUUAUACAAAUUGGUCGUUUUACAUAGAACAAUAUAUAAAAAUAAUUUAAUUUAAUAAGAGAGAUUAUUUAAAAUUAGUUAUUAUUAGACAUAGAUAUGUUAAGAUAUGUUAUCAAAACUUAUGUUAUGGUUAUUUUCUAAAACAUGUUGAGCGAAAUUUGAAUUAGGGGCGGUCUUUUAAAUUUUAUUUCCGAAAUGUGUUCUUCACAUCUAAUUUUAAAAUUUCUAUUUGUCUUACCUACAUAAAAUACAUUUCAGUUACAUUAAGCAAGUUUAUAUAUAGCAGCGUUUUCAAAAGAAGGGGGAUUUUAUGAAGUUUUUGUUCUAAUAUUUAUUUGUUUGAUUAAAUUGUUAUAUGUCUUAAAAGCGAUUUUUACAUUAUUUGUAUAUAGUUCAGAAGUUUAGCAUAUUCGUUAGACAUAUUAUUUUUAUAUUUCAUAUUACAAUAGUUAACAUUAUUUGGUGAAUUGUGUAUUAUUAGAUUCUGAGCAUAGGGAGAAAACUAUUAGUUUUACUAAGAUUUUUUUCUUUCUUUCUUCUAGUCUGUGGACACGUUUUUUCUAGUAAGGUUGCUCCGAUUUUAUGUAAAAGCAAUUUUUCUGAAAGCUCAAGUUAUCUGGAUAGUGUUUUAAAAAGGUCAUUUUUUUGGUUUUUGAAGUCAUAUUUUAAAUAAAAUCAUUUAAGUGGGAAAAACGUAGGAAAACGUAUAAUUUCCCGAUUCCAUUAUUUUAUAGAAACAUGGAAGACAUUUUCUAUCAGAAAAUAUGAUUUAAUCAAAAAUCACAAAAUACCUUUUUUGUUGCCUUUUUGAUUUACUUUCUUACGGUAUGAUCACCAAAACUUUUGAGUCACUUUUGAACUUUUAAGGAAUUUUAAUGUUUGGAAGUUUUUUGCUGUAAUUUGGUUAUAAAUACACGUAGAGACUUAAAACUUGGUAAUAAUAUUUAUGUUGAACUUACCUAGACGUGGUAAAAUUUCCAAAAUCAUUGGAUGAACUUUUUUUUUAAUAAACGUUUUGAAAACAAAUUUAAACGAAAAUCGCGAAAAAAAAAUUACAGCACUUCAAAUUAUGUAUUACAGAGUUUCGCUCCAAAUUGUCUUUUGUCAAGCAAUAGUUUAUCAUUGCUUACAGAUAUAAAUGAAAUAACCUUAUGUAUCUCACCUACAACAGUGGCCGCUCCCAUCUCCAGUAUCGGCUCUUAUUAUUAUUUUUUUUUAAGACGUUUACAAGUUUUUUAAUAUUAUUCAAAUUUAAAUUAUGUCUAUGGGCUAUAUUAUAGUUGAUACUGAAUUUGUGUUGAUAAUUGUGUUUAUUUAAUGGAAUACUUUCAAGUCUAUAGAAUAUUGAAUGAAAAAAUUGUAUUUUUUGAGAAUAAGGGCGAUUAGAAUCAUGUGGUAUUAUAGUACCAGUUUAUAUAGGUUUCCUGUAAAUACUAAAAUCAAAUUUAUUGUUUAUUAUGGAAAAUGUAAGAUCGAAGAAAUUUAAUUUAUUAUUCAUUUAUACUUCAAGUGUAAAUUUAAUAUUUUUAUUUAUUUUGUUUAAGUAGUUAACUAAAUUGUCUGCUUGUCUAUUUGAACCUCUAAAUACAAUGAAUUUGCCAACAACAUACUUGCUUUUAUAAAUGGACUGUAUAUAUUGUUGUUAAUAAUAUUAUUGGCUUCAUAAUUUUAGAUGUAAAUUUCAGAUAUUUUCAGAUUUUGUUUAAUAAUAACUAAUUUUAAAUAAUCUCUCCUAUUAAAAUAAAUUAUUUCUAUAUUUUAAAACAACCAAUUUAUAUAAUUAUUUUUUUCUAUGUAUUCUUACAUUUAAUUUUUUAUAUUCAGUUGCAUUUUACAUUUUGACUGUGAUAUAAUUGAUGAAUUUUUAAUUCAAAACCGGUCGUAUAAUACACUUAUCAUAAUACUCCAUGCAACGCAUUGAUUCAUUUAUUUAUUUUAUUUUUAUAUAUACAUUGUUUUAUUUGUAUAUUUAUUUACUUAAUUUAUUGUAUUAUACUUUUUGUCAUCACCAAUCACAAAACAAUAAUUUAUUAAGUCUGCGCGUUUACUCGAUACAUAUCGAUGUUAAAAAAUAAUAAAACAUCGAUUAAUCGAUAGUAUCGGAUAUCAGUUAAGUUCUAUCAACGAACAAUAUAGACGCGACACUCGAUCAACUGAUCGAUUUUUGUUUCUGUGAUCUGAACUAUGGAAACGUUUCCGUUAAUCAACCUAAAUGUUUCUGGCUCGUUGGAGUAUAUAUUCUUUUAGGAAUUUUUACUGUUCGAUUAUCGAGUAUUUUCGGUUUCAGAGACUCAAGGUCAUCAUUGUAUUUAACACUGAGUCACUAAAUAUAUGAAGUAUUUAAGACUUGGUUAAUUAGUUCUAUCGAUUAAUCGAGUAUUCCGUCGAUAUCGACAUUUAAUUGUAUUGAUGACAUUGAUAAAAAUUAACAGUUUAUAUUUUUUGUGGCUAUUACCGUUAUCUCGCCGUCAUUUCACAACAGCUUAUAAACAUAAUAUUUUAACGUUCCAUGACAACCACAACGUAUAGUCGUUUAUUUCAGAUAUAUUUAUAUCGGUCUUAAAUUAACCGAUACUAUCGAUUAUUCGACAGUACUAUUGAUAAUGUUAAUUUACCGAUAGUAUUGAUUGAUUGAGCACGAUUAUUUUAAGACAAUCGACCAUCGAAUAUUACGAAUGACUUUCGUACAGGACUAAAGCUUCCCAUACACUGCGAUGAAACACGACGGUUUUCGUCGUGCUGCAUCGUCAGUUGUAUACACUUCGUGUUGCAGAAUCGAGUGAUGCUUCAGUUUUUAUUAAAUUUAUUUCAGCUGAGGUAUAGCAAAUAUUUUUCGUUUACCAUGAAUCCGACGCAAUUGAUAACAGUGGCUGUGGCAAGUUCUGUUUUAUCAAAGAAAAAGACUAGAAAACGUUCGGUAUGGACUAAAGAGUGGUUGUUAAAAAGAAAAAAUGUUCUCAUAUAAAUUUAAUGAAUGAGCUGAAGUUACAUCCUGGAGAUUGGUUUAAUUAUUUAAGAAUGGAUGAGCAUACUUGUUUUAAAAAACACGUCGGUGAUUGUCGGAAAGUCCACACAUUACGAUUAUAAACGACAAACGGUACACCCCGUCGUGUUUAAAAUCAAGACCGGACAGAAAUAAAAACCGUCGGGUUUCAUCAUAGUGUAUGGGAAGCUUAACGAUAAUGAUAUCGGUUUAUUUCAUUGUGCACUUUCACCGUUCAUCGAAAUUCGCUCUAUUAAUAAACGUCGUAUAUAACAAGAACGCUAAUAAUUAUCCGUGAUAGUUACUAUCACGAUAAUAUCACAACAUCGAUUACCGCGAAUCACAAUAAUAGUAUUUGUAUAGUAAUUAUAUAGGUUUGGGUACCAAUAUAUUCUAAAUUCAAUACUAAUUUAUUAUUAUAAAUUACCUUUUCUGUGUGUCUGUGAUUUGUAUUUAAUUUUUACCGUUUCACGUUUAUAUACAAUAAUUUUUUUCUUUACGUUUACUUUUAUUAAUCAUUAGAUAUACAUUUUUGUCUCUUUAUAUUACAUAUAAUUAAUAAUCUUUAAGUGCUAUACAUAUAAUAUAUCAUCAAUAAUUUUACUCGUGUUUAUAUGGACCUAUACACGAGCAUACUCUGUGAAAACCAAUACUGAACCUAGCUGAGUAAAAAUAAUACUCUUUUUUGAGAAAUAAAUAAAAAAAAAAAAAUAAAUAAUAAUAGUUACUAUUAUAACGCGGGCCGGGAUUUAAGCUACAAUAAACUACGAAAUUAUAAUAUUAAAUUAUUGAUUAGUGAUAUACACGACUAAAAUAAUUUAUAAUGUAAUAUUAAUAACAAAAAAAAUUAUUGUUAUCUAGAGAGAAAAAAAUUAAGUAUAUCGAUUAUUAAUAUUGCGCACAUUAUACAGGAUGAACCGUUUUUUUAUUAUUAAUAUUAUUUAUUCACAGUCCGUUAAUCGAUAGUUAAAAGUCGCGUAUAUGUGUAUCAUGUAAUAAUUGUAUACCCCACUAUAAAUAAUGUAAUAAUAAUAACGUUUCGUAUCAGUAAAAUAGCUGAUUUUCAUAAUGAAAUUAAUUGGCUGAAGCGUAUAUAAUCGAAAAAUUAAAACCGCAUGGUAAUGUUUAUAGUAACAAUUUCACUUUAUCCUAUACACCUAUACUAUACUAUAAUAAUAAUAUCAAUAAUAAUAAUAAUAAUAAUAAUAAUAAUAAUAGUACUUUAAUAAUAAAUUAGAAACAAUCAAAAUCGAAUGGAUUCAGUCAGUAUGCGUAGUCCGUUAGUAAUGCGUGUUCAUUUCGAUACGAUUCUAACAUCAGCAGAAAUUAUUUUUUCUUUGUUAAAGAGUUCCCGUAACCGAUGACCAAUUCGAAUAAUUAAAAAAAAAUCUAUCGCGAGCAAAUAUUGUACUAGUCUAUUAAUUUUGUUCGUGUCAACGGUUGUGAUUUUUGAACGUGAAAUUUUUAAGUAAUUCAAUUUCACACAUCGUCAAUCACAGAGUAGGUAUUAUUUAACGAAACGCACGUCAAGGAACCAGCAAUAUUUCGAGUUAACGGCCAUAACCGAAAUCGACGUUUUUUUAAAGGUACUUGUAAAAUAACUGUAGCAGGCAUAUUAUAUUGUAUGCGUUUUCAUCAUUUUUAUCGUUCGGUAAAAAAAAAAAAACAACAAUAAAUAGUUUAUAUCGCACUGCAUCUCGUAACCCAUAACGAUUUUGUAAGUAGGUAUAAUUUUAAUUCACAUAUUUUUACUUGGUUUUUUUCAAGAGAUUCUUAUAGGAUUUCGUACAUUUUGAACGAGGAUUUUUGAUUUUUCUCAAGCGACAAAUAGAUAUUUAAUUUUAUAAUUUAAUGACUAGUAAAAUAUAAAAUUAUUAUUUAAAAUGUACAAACGAUAUUAUGAGCUUGUAGAAUUCUCAAACAUUUUCGUUCGUUUUCCGAAUUAUCGACGUAAAACAGUUUUUUACAUAAGCAACCGCAGAAAUUUGGGGGGAAGGGGUAAGUAAUAUAAAAACAAAACAUAAUAUAUUAUAUACGUAAUAUAAAAUACGUUUUAAUGUAUGUAAUAUAUUUAUAAAAAUGUACCUAAUACAUAUUAGGUACAUUGUAUUAUGUAAACUAACCCUAUUAGGUUACCACAAUGUAGGUUAUUUAUUCUUAAAAAUAAAUUGUAAUCGCCUUGUAUCUCUUAAGACACGUAAAACAAUUUCACCAUACAAAUUAUUAUUUCUUAUAAGAUCAUUUACCUACCCUAUAUCUAUGUAUAUUUAUCAUGCAUAAAGCAUCGAGUCUUUCGUCCGUGAUGGUUGAGCGUAUCCAGGUUUUAACCCUUCACAACGCGCUGCAGGGCCGUUUUGCAGUACAAGUAGUUGCCGGGAUUGCCAAAAAUACUGAUUGGUAAAAUAUUUCUCUUUUUUUCAGUAUAUCUAAAACAUUUUUUGAUUUCUAUGCAAUUUAAUGAUGGAAUAUAGUAUGUGGGAAACGAGGUGGGAAACUUGACACAUAGUUCUAAAAAUAUACACACAAUCAAUCGACUAUCUUAUCUAAUGUUUUUAUGAUGAUGAUCUUUUUUUUGUGUAAUCUCAUUUAAUUUUACAUAUUUUGGAAAUCUAGAGGAAGCGAGAGAAAAUACCCUACCGUGUGCCUAUGGUGUUAUAUAGAACAUCACGAUGGAUGCCAAUUGAUAAAAUUAAAAAAAUUGCUUUAGAAAUUCGGUUUUUUUUUUUGUUUUGUUUUUUCGAGUAUAUUUUGGUGAUUUCCCAUCAUGCAGUGGCGGAUUCUGAAUUUCAACCGGCCCAGGUGAAUUUCGUUUUACCGGCCCAAUUGUUUGUUUUAUAUAUCUGUGGACUCGGCACAUUUAACCACCUUGGCGUAGUUCGUUAGGCAAUCAUAUUAUCUUAAAUCGCGAUCAUUUUUGUCUUCAUUACCAAAGACGUAUUGUAAAAUACGGUGUAGGUAAUACAAAUUAUGUUUAUCGCGAAACAAUAUUUUAAAAAAUAAAAUAGAACAUUUUUAUGUGUAGGUAAAAUCAGUUUUAUGAUAAUAAGGAUAUAGAGUCAUGAUCGUGCUCUAACCCACCGGGAAGCUUCACAAUCCACCACUGCCAUCAUGUUUGCAUAUUUAAUGUAGGUUUUUAGGGAAUAUAUUAAUUUUUCGCGUUAAAAUCCGUGGAAAAAAAUGUUCAUCCACAUUGGAUUGGAAUAUGAACGGGUAAUAACAACCUGGCAGAUCUUUAAUUUAUUUAUAUUUUAUAUAUCGAACACGACGCGAACAUGUGCACUAUAUCGUCUUUCCGACUUUGUCGAUUUGUCGUAAUAUUAUACUCACCUAUACUAUACGUUAAAUGUAUGUAAAAAAAAAAAAAUAAUAAGUAAAUACAACGCGUUAACUGCUGCGCGCUUCAUAUACCUUCCGAAGAGUCCGCGUCUGUUUUUUUUUUUUUUUUACAACACAAAUCGAUUUAUUCCUAAUUCGUUGGUUGAAAAGUCAAAAAGACAGAAUACUUUCAUACCGUAUGCGUAUAUGCUAAAAUACGUGACAGAGUCGAAAACUCAUACACGACAAAUUGCAGGUGAGCGCGUCACACAAUAUUUAUACUUACGAACUCGCAUAGUUUCCGAAAAUGUCGACUCGCUCGCUGCAACAGUUUCGGCGCGGCAAAGGCUACGCGCCGUCGGAUUCCCCGGCGCCAAAGGGUUUUCGGUCUGUAUAUAUUUAAUAUGUACACUUAAUACAAUAUCGUAUAUACCUGGGCCGGUAGUGCGGGCAACAAACUCGUCGAAAGAAUGUUUUUACACGGGAGGUGGGCCGGGGGAGGGAUGAGGCCAUAAAUUAAAACGAAAGUGGCGCGCGCCGUAACCGGUGUAAUUAAUAAGGAACGUUGAGGGAUUUUCAUUUAAUUUAAGUGAGACGGCGAGUCCCGCGAGUGCGCCGGGACCGUUUCGCCGGCGACUGGGUUCCACGGGUAAUUGUUACGGGCGCGCUAACGAGAACAGCCCGUAAUCCGUAAUAAUAAAGUCGAAGAAGUAUUACUCUUGUGUCGCUUUUUCGGUGGGUACCGCGAGGAAAUAAAACGUUGUUUGAUGACGGACGUCUCGAGAUGACCGAUGACGACGCAUAUCGGACCAGGCGAUGCGUACCGAGAAAAACGCGACCACGGAAGCUGUUUUAGAAAAUGCUGACGAUUAUUUCUGAGAGUAAAAACGUUUUUCGAUAACGUUUUGGGAAAACGUAUUGCACGAGAAAAUUACACGCUAAACGAAAAAAAUGAAGACUAGGAGAAAAUUAGGAGGAUAGUAAAAUGGAAUAUUGGCGUAUGUCUGUUUUGAAUUUUAUCAAAGGGCGUAAAUUAUAAACGUAUAUACGAUUUUUCCCGAAAUUUCGAGACGAUGAAAAUCGGACGUACGUUUACUGCUUACUGCCAUUUUUGGAUUUGGGUUUUUUAAAACUACAAUCAUUUAUAGUACGCUAUUAGUUUGUAUUUGUUUGAUAUAUUUCAGACUUUGUUUGGAUUUCCUACGUCUAUUAAAACUAAAAUACUGAUGAGAGGCUGUAGAAACGUUGCUCAAUCAAAUAUAUAUAGCAGUACACGGGAACCAUGUAUAGAACCAGCGUUGAGUGUUCUUUUAUCAAGCUGGCCGGUAAAAUAUUUUAUUAGUUUUGAAACGAAAAAAAUGUAGAAGUAAAAUAGAAUAUUAGUUUUGAGGACCAGAACAAUAACGCUAGCCGGGGAAGCUAACGACAAUAAGGAGUUAUAGGUUAUAGUUAAGACUAAUAGUUUUAAUUAUUUAGGAUCUUUUGUAAAAAAGAAUGGUGGCUUUCAUAAACAUAUGAAUACGAUUAUGAUAAUGAUAAUUCAUGAUAUUGUGUGGUUGGAUAAAAUGGAGAGGAGUAAUUUGUUUAAUUUGAGUAAAAUGUUUUUAAAUUAUCCACUAUACAUUUAUAUAAAGACAUACAAAAUUGGCAAAUAAAUUGGAAGAGGAUGAGUCUAUAUUCUAAGAAGUAGGGUUUAUUUUUUAUUAGCCUAGAGACUACCUAAAAAGCGCCUCUGAAUAUAAUCCACAAGCACCGUAUUGUCGUGGUUGAAUGAAAAACCACGUCAUGGUUUACGAAAAAGCCGAAAACUAAGAGUGGUAUCAAGAUUUUUUUCCUCAAGCAAAAGCUGAUUACAAGUAAUCAACUAAUAAUUUCACUUUAACCAAUAAAUAUUAUUUAUUGUAAAUUUGUUUGUAUAGUCAAGUUAUUUGAACUUUUACUUUUACUUAUAUUUAUUUUGUGUUAAUAAUUUGUAUUCCAAAAUUUGUAUAUAUAAGGUAAGUAGUGUAUAACAAGUUAUAUCCCUGCAGGUUUUCUUUAGCUAUGAUGGAAAUCGAUCAACGCUAACAAUUGAAUUAAUAGUGUGUCCUCUGAAAUCGGGUAUGUUUUAGGCAUUUUUUUUUUAAUGAAAUAAAAGUUUGGUUUUAAGUACUUAAAUGUUUGGUUUUUUUUGUUGAUAAAAUCUCAUUUAGGUAUCUUAUUUAAUAAUAGUGAAAUCUUAAUUUAUACGUACUCAUAUUUUAAUACAAUAUAAGCGUUAAAAAUAAAUAGUACGACUCGUAUGUGUGUUUGUAACACGACUAUUAAAUUAUUUAGAACCAAAUGAACCAAUUAUAACUGUUGCGAAACUAAUAAGAAAAGCAUAACGUAGGCACUAAUCGUUUCUAUAUUGUAUACAGGAUGGUCCCAUGGAGAUUGCUGAUUUCCGUCAACCCAUUGACGAGAUAAUUCACUUUUCAGUUUGGUCAGAUCGAGAGUAUUGGUACAUCAUUUGUGGUGGCAUGGUGUGUGGCGUUUGAAUUUUGUCCGACUACUCUCCUCCUACCCAAAUGCAAAAAUAGAAUAUCUCGUCAAUAUUUUGACAGAAAUCAAACAUUUCAACAUCAAUAUGUAUUUAAAAUAACACGUUUAAAUAUAAGUUGUAAUUUGAAAAUCAAAACUAGGUACCUGCACCUAGUCGAUUUACUUCCACAAAAAUAAUAAUAAUAAAAUAUAAUGGCGAUAUAACAUUUUAGAAAUGUUUGUUUAUUCAAUUUACAAAAAAAUAAAAAAGUUCAUACUUUCCAUAAUAUGUUAACGAGUGUAUAUUAUGUUUGUGGGACACUCUGUAUUAUAUUAAUGUUAGUUCGUAUUUGUUUUAAUUUUUCGGAAUGAAAAUUUGUAACCGGUAAUUAUUAUAUGGCAAUUAUUGUGGCAAUUAUAUUAUUCGAUUAGAUAUAGUUUUGUUGUUAUCUGUUUCGAAUUCGAGCGAAUCAACUAACUGUCAUACGUCUCAUUAUAUUAUGCUGCAAGAUACCACAUUUAAUUAGGUAAUAAUGUAAUAAAACUAUAUUGGUUUUUAAAAACGACUGAUGAUGGAUAUGCUAUAUAUGUAUAUGUAUUUUUAUACAGAUGACAAUAAUUUUCUAACAGUAAUCACAUUAACGAUUAUUGGAAAUGCUUCAAUAUAUUUUAUCUGUUUUAUUCUAUAACUUUUUUUUGUUUAUCGUGUAGCCUUUGGUAUAUAUUACUGAUCGGGAGCUGGGGUAUUUAUAUAUGCAAAAUAAUUCCGAAUGCUUGUAUAGUCUGGUGACUGGUCCGUAACACACAUUUUUCCAAAGUGUCAACCGUGGUUCCCCUCCAAUCGUAUUAAAAUGAAAAAAUGUUCAUCUGUUAAAGACAUCGCUGCCAUACAAUGCGUAAACAAUGCAGGUAAUUUAAGAGAUCCGUUUGGAUAUUUUCUAUUAUCCGAUUAUACCAUCAUAAGUCAUUCAAAACAAUUGCUGGAAGUCGGUUUAUUUAAAAAAUAAAUACAUUUGUUGUUAUUUACGUAAUAUAGGAUACGAUGUUUUACAAAGGAAAACUGCUUACGGAAUCAAAGCCACUUUUGCACAGGUACGUAAGUUACUUUUAUUACAUUUAUGUAAUGCUUGAAUUAAGAAGGAACGAAUGGGUAUGGGGCCCCUUUACAGUUUUUUUUUUUUUUUUUUGUUUUUUCAGUGUCCCAUUAUAACUUAUCAUUUAUUUUAGGACGGAGGAAUGGUGCGUAUCUUUUUGCAAAUAAUUUAGAUAUAUUCAAUAUUUUAGAUAUUUUGUACAUUAGUAACGUUAUCGUUCUAUCAUAAAUUAUUAUCAUUAUUGUAUCUCCUGUAUUUUACAUUUGCUCUGAGUGAUAAUUAAGGUUGCGAUUUCAAUGAACUUUGCUGAAUUACUUACCAAAUCUUGCUGCUCAUAUUGUCACAAAUUUAUUUCUUUUAAUAUUGAUUGAGAAUAAGAGAUUUUAUUUCACAUUUUUAUUUACAAUUUUUACUUUAAAGUGAUUGUCUUCAUUAUUUUAGAGCAUCAAAUGUGAAAUUUUAUUUUAGGAUUUUUAUACACUAACAUGUUCUUUAUAUACCGAGAAAACAAUCAGUAAUAGGAAUUCGUAAUAAAUUAUCGGACAUUGAUAAUGAAGACAAAGAAAUUAUAAAUAACAAGUGGCCAUAUCUAUGAGAAAAAUCAACGCGGUACCUAUAAUUAAAAUCACUACAAUCCCUGUUUAAUAAUCUGUUUGAGUAAUAAAAUCGAUAACAACAUGGCUAUACACUUCAGUACGAGUAACUCUAGUUAAUAAAUCCAAUUCGAGAAUGUUCAGUUCAAUCUAUACAAUUUUUUUAGAAUAAUUUAUACUCAAAUAUCAUUUAUACCCACAAAAAUAAUUAAUAAUAUAAACAUUUCAUGGGUUAAAUCGAAUUACAUAGUCCAAGAGACGCUUAUUUUGUUUUAAGUCUCAUAGUCCUUUUAUUUUUCCAAGUCGAUCACUGCAUUUAUGUAUAGUGAAUUAUGAACAAAUAUUAAUAUCUCCCAUAACCUUAUACUUUUGAUAUAAAAAUAUAGUUGCUGGCUACAAUGGUGCAAAGUCUGUUGCUGGUAAACGUUGGAAUGGAGUUGUCGAUCUGUACAAUAGUGAUCGGUUCGCUUUACAAAAAUCCCAAUGCUGAGUUCCAUCUGUCAGUUACAAAUUCAUCUUGGUAUGGUAAGUACAAAUCAUGCGUCAUAAUAAUAACUUUUAUCCAGUAUUUUAUUCAUAGUACAAAGUACACAAUUCAACAAAACGACAUGAAACUAAUGCUCGUGUGUUUAUGAAUUAGUGUAUUUUUUUUAUUUUGUUCAUCUUGAAUUUUAUUAUAUCAAAUUAUUUAAAAUUGCACACAUUUUGUUUUAUGUUAAACAUGUUUGAAAAAUAACUAAUAUUAUCGAGAUUACAUUAGACUCAAAAAAUUAGAGAUUUAAAAUAAUGUCCGAAAUCUCAAAAAUAUUAGCCAGCAAACCAGAUUUUCUUGUUGGAUUCUAAUAAAUAAAUAAACUAUAAUAUAAUAUUUUCGAUUCGUCAUAGAUCAUUUACAUUUGAAAAUGUCAACGAAAUCAUUGUGAUUUAAUAAAGUCAUGUUUAUAUUUGUAUGCCAAGCCAGCUGAUUAAAAACAGUUUUCUACAUUUUUUUCGCAUAUAAUUGCAUAUUUUGAUGUAUUAACAUCUCAAACUAUAAUUAUAACAGUUCACGAUGUCACGUAAGCGUAUAUUUUUGCAGAAGAAUUUUAAAAAUCAUUGCGUGAAUAAUUCAUAGAAGAAGAUGAUUAUUAUCUUCCACGCUAAAUAAUAUUAUUCUUCGGUAUUUAUAAUAGACGCCGUAAAUUUCGUCCGUAAAUAUAUAUUUUACCGUGUGUCUACUUAUUUUUUAAAAAACGACAUUUUAGAUUAAUGGUUACCGAAACAGUGUUGAAUUUACCAUAAUAUUUUCAGGAAGCAUUCUCUAUCUGUGUCAACCAUUUGGAAGUUGUUUGUCGGGCUACUUGCAGGUGACUUAUGGUAAGAAAUUUUGUUCGGUCGUGGCCUGCGUACCCAGCAUCAUCGGCUGGAUAAUUUUAUCAUACUCAAAUUCGGUCCCGAUGCUGUAUCUAUCCACGUUGACAAUGGGUAUUGGUUUGGGUUUCACCGACGGCCCUGCGUACUCGUACAUAGGCGAGAUCAGUGAACCCAGACUCCGGGGCAUCAUGGCAUGUGUGAUCAAUAUGGCCUGUCUGAUCGGAAUGUUAGCUACUUAUGGCCUAGGAUCCAUAUUCCACUGGAGGACCGUGGCCAUGCUGAGCACACUGUGUCCGUUAAUGUGCCUCAUCUUCAUUGCGUUCGUAAGUUCUCAAAGAGUUAAUUAUUUAUUAUACGAAUGUUGUCUUGAUAUGAUCACUGAAAUUCGAUGAUGUCUGGCGUGCCAUGUAUAGAUACCGGAAAGUCCGAUCUGGUUACUAUCGAAAAACAAAAAUGAAAAAGCGAUGGACGCAAUAUGUUGGUUAAGAGGAUGGGUGGACCCGUGCGUGGUUUCGACCGAAUACCAAGAGUUAAUGUUUUAUUAUAAAACUUCAGUGGAACAAAAAAAAGUGGUCAAUAAUAAUACGGGUUUGUUUUCAUCGUUUUCUUGGCUCAAGAGUUCGUCGGUAUACCGGCCUCUGCGAUUGACAACCAUGUACUAUAUAAUCACGUUGAUUUCGUGUCUGACGACUUGCCGUCCUUAUAUCAUGGAAAUGAUGAAAGAGUCUGGAGUAAAAGACUCCCAAAGCAUAGCAUUAGUUAGUAUUUCGAUAAUUUCUCUUAGUAAAAUAACGCACUUCGAGUUUAUAAAUUAAUAUUAAUAUUUUAUUUCCAAGGUACUAUUUGGAUCGAUGCAAUUGGCCGGAAGUCUAAUGCUCACUUUCACCAUACAGAAAUUAGGCAAGAGACUGUUGACCAUCAUGACGUUGAGUAUAAACAUUAUAUCGAUAUUCCUGUUCGCCUUGUACAUUAUGGGUAUUAGGAGGGGAAUCAUAAUGCCCAAAGCUUGCAUACCGAUCAUCAUCUACUCGGUAAUAAUGUUUUCGGGAGCCAUGGGCGUGUUGACCGUGCCAUGGACGUUGGUCAGUGAGGUAUACCCCAACGAGUGAGUUAUCGCUUACGCUUAUAUUGCGCUUAAACUAUUAGGUAUAAUAUAUUAUAAACAACUAUUUAUAAAACAUUUAACUAUUAUUAUGUAGAGCCAAGGGAUUCGCUUCCAGUUUGACCACUUCAAUUUUUUACAUUCUAACGUUUUUGGGGACUAAAGUGUUUUUGAACGUCCAGAAUGCGUUAGGCUUGUACAACACCUUCUUCAUGUUUGGCGCUCUCAGUUUUGCAGGACUUAUAUAUCUCUAUAAUUAUUUGCCAGAGACCGCGAACAAAACCCUAUUGGAAAUCGAAGAAUUUUUCGUGCCUGAACGCGAAAAGCAAACUACAAUAGAGUCAAAGCCGUCCAAACACCGAUACGGUGAUUUAUAA
This is a messenger RNA of Cinara cedri, 30907 nucleotides long. The record is from the annotation of a GenBank genome assembly. Lineage: Eukaryota; Metazoa; Arthropoda; Insecta; Hemiptera; Aphididae.